AUGGCCGUACCACCCAAAUUCGCAGCUCACAAGCUCACCUUUGGAGCGGAACCCAAGCCCUCCACCGACGGCGUCCCCUCGCAGCCGCACACCAUCGAGCUCUACCUCGACUACGUCUGCCCCUACUCAGCCAAGCAGUUCAACACCUUUUACAACGCCGUCGUGCCCGCCAUUCGCGCCAACGCGACCUGGGCCGCCAACCUCGAGGUCAUCUUCCGCCAGCAGGUUCAGCCCUGGCACCCCUCGAGCACCCUCGUCCACGAGUCCGCCGUGGCCGUCGUCAAAGUCGCGCCCGCCAAGUUCUGGGCGUACAGCGACGCCCUCUUCAAGGCGCAAAAGGACUACUUUGACGCCAACGUCGUCAACGAGCCGCGCAACGAGACGUACAAGCGCCUCGCCAAGCUCGCGGGGUCCGUGGGCGUCGACGAGAAGGCGGUGCUGGACCUGCUCGUCGUCUCGGACAAGCCCGACGCCGAGGGCGCGCUCAACGUCGGCAACGGCGUGACCAACGACUUCAAGGUGCUCAUCAAGCUCGCGCGGUUGACGGGCGUGCACGUCAGCCCCACGGUGCUGUUUGACGGGUACCCCAACAACGAGAUCAGCUCCGGCUGGACGCUUGAUCAGUGGAAGGAGUGGCUUCAGAAGAACAUUGUCUGA
This is a messenger RNA of Colletotrichum godetiae, 657 nucleotides long. RefSeq lists its product as uncharacterized. Bases 1 to 657 code for a protein of 218 amino acids. The record is from RefSeq and is a predicted model, not a curated record. Lineage: Eukaryota; Fungi; Ascomycota; Sordariomycetes; Glomerellales; Glomerellaceae. The transcript has a single exon.